Molecule: messenger RNA, 2481 nt
Organism: Fonsecaea monophora
Lineage: Eukaryota; Fungi; Ascomycota; Eurotiomycetes; Chaetothyriales; Herpotrichiellaceae
Exons: 6
Coding region: 1-2481 (826 amino acids)
Biological process (GO): phosphate-containing compound metabolic process
Cellular component (GO): cytoplasm; membrane
Molecular function (GO): magnesium ion binding; sucrose:proton symporter activity; inorganic diphosphate phosphatase activity
Source: RefSeq, a predicted model, not a curated record
AUGUCGUACAGUAAACAGCCUUCGGAAUACCAGCCCAGAAAAAUUGGUGCUCUUCACACAAAUGAGUUCAGGUGCUACAUUGAGAAAGAUGGCACUCCGGUCUCGCCCUUCCAUGACAUUCCUCUCUAUGCAAACGAGCAGCAAACAAUUUUGAACAUGGUCGUCGAGAUCCCCAGAUGGUCCAACGCAAAACUGGAGAUCUCCAAAGACGAAUUCCUGAACCCCAUCAAGCAAGACGUCAAGAAAGGGAAGCUCCGAUUCGUUCGCAACUGCUUUCCUCACAAAGGCUACCUCUGGAACUAUGGUGCUUUCCCAAGAACCUGGGAGGAUCCCAACGUCGUACACCCUGAAACCAAGGCCAAGGGUGAUAACGACCCAUUGGAUGUCUGCGAAAUUGGUGAGCUGGUUGGCUACACCGGUCAGAUCAAGCAGGUCAAGGUCCUUGGUGUCAUGGCACUUCUCGAUGAAGAAGAGACUGACUGGAAGAUCAUUGUCAUUGAUGUCAACGAUCCUCUUGCCCCCAAGCUGAACGAUAUCGAAGACGUCGAGCGACAUCUUCCUGGCCUGCUCCGAGCGACAAACGAAUGGUUCCGCAUCUACAAGAUCCCAGAUGGAAAGCCUGAGAACCAAUUCGCCUUCAGCGGUGAAUGCAAGAACAAGAAGUACGCCGAGGAGAUUAUCCGUGAAUGCAGUGACGCUUGGGAACGUCUGGUCACCGGCAAGCAACAACGUGGUGAUAUCAAUUUGGCCAAUGUCACGAAUACCGGCUCCCCAGAUCGUGUCGAUCCAUCUCAACUCUCCAAGAUCCCUCCGGGACAGAACAUCCCCCCUGCGCCAAUCGACGGCAGCGUUGACAAGUGGUUCUUCAUCUCCGUGACCUACGGAACUCCCUAUCUUCUCCAGCUCGGUCUCACAAAGUCGAAAACAUCCCUAGUAUGGAUCGCAGGACCACUUUCAGGCUUGAUCAUGCAACCAAUUGUUGGGGCUUACGCGGAUAAAUCAACGUCAAGAUACGGCAGGCGAAGACCUUAUAUGGUCGGGGGUGCCAUAGUCACAGGUGGCGGAUUGCUGCUGCUGGGCUGGACAUCUGAAUUUGUGGGCUGCUUCCUACCCGAAGGCGACAUAAAAAAGACCAUGACCAUCCUGGUCGCUGUCAUGUGCAUUUAUACCCUCGAUUUUUCAAUCAAUGCAGUGCAGGCGUGUUGUCGCAGCUUGAUUGUCGAUACAUUACCGGUCUCGCAGCAACAAUCUGGAUCUGCGUGGGCAUCGAGGCUGGUCGCGGCAGGUCAUCUAGCCAGCUACUUCGUCGGCACUUUUGAUCUGGUUGCGAUGUUCCCACCUUGGAUGGGAGGUGACACUCAAUUCAAGAAAAUGACGGUCAUUGCAACAUUGAUUUUAUGGUCCACCGUGGGCAUAAGCUGUUGGGCUGUUACAGAGAGAGUGAGGUUGCCUAACGAGGACGACCAUACCUCGGUGAAAGAGGUACUCUUAGGUCUUGCGCGGAAGACGUUUGACCUCCCUACACGCAUACGAGCUAUAUGCUGGGUACAAUUCUGGAACUGGGUUGGCUGGUUUCCCUUCCUGUUCUACUCAAGCACAUUCGUCGGGGAAAUCUACUAUCGCUACGAGGCUCCUGCUCGCGAACUGGGUGUCGAGGAUGAACAAGACGCCCUGGGGAAUGUCGGCCGGAUAGGUAGCCUCGCAUUGGUGUUCUUCUCCUUGACCACCUUCUGUGCGUCGGUCAUAUUCCCAUUCCUCAUCAAAUCACCGGAGGCACCCGAUACGAAAUUUACACCUAGGCCCCCUGCUUCGAUUCCCAAAUUUUUCCAAAAGAUUUUGGCGGCGGCAUACGAUAUUCGACCCGAUCUGAUAUCGGCGUGGAGUUUAUCGAAUCUUUCCUUUGCCAUCAUCACGAUAUUUGCCCCGUGGGUCCGGACACUUCCUUCUGCAAGCUUCCUGGUAGCUGCUUGUGGCGUACCCUGGGCCAUAUCGUGUUGGGCACCAUUUGGCCUGCUGGGUAUCGAAAUCAAUAAGAUGUCUUCCGGAUCUCCUACCAAUAUCAGUGGUUCAACUGUGCCUGGUUAUACGGCUGUCCGUGGCAGCGUCGAUGAGAACUACGGUGUCGAGAUGGAAAUCGCGCGACAACAUCGCAGGACCUUUUCCGAGGAUGUGCUGCGACUCAAUCAUCCCGAUGAAGGUGACGCCCAUUCCUCAACAGGAGAGCUUGCGGGCGUCUACCUGGGUGUGUUGAAUGUAUAUACAACGCUGCCACAAUUUGUCGGGACGUUUGUCAGUUGGAUUGUCUUCUCGAUCCUGGAACCAAGCCAGCAUUCUCCGGUCGCUGAUGAGGUUUCCAACCAUGAUCGGUGGCUCAAUCUGAAAAAGAACGCGCCAAAUGCAAUCGCCGUGUGUAUGUUCAUCGGAGCGUUGUGCUCCUUGAUCUCAGCAGAAGCUGCUAGACGGCUGAAGCACUUGACUUGA